Molecule: messenger RNA, 2633 nt
Organism: Labrus mixtus (cuckoo wrasse)
Lineage: Eukaryota; Metazoa; Chordata; Actinopteri; Labriformes; Labridae
Gene: ehd2b
Product: EH-domain containing 2b
Exons: 6
Coding region: 113-1774 (553 amino acids)
Biological process (GO): endocytosis; endosomal transport
Cellular component (GO): plasma membrane; cytoplasm
Molecular function (GO): protein binding; calcium ion binding; GTP binding
Source: RefSeq, a predicted model, not a curated record
AAACACCUGAAGGUUUUCGAAGCUUCAGCUACAGGAAAUACAGAAACAGAAAAAAAACUCAGACACUCAUUUUUUUGUAAGAAGAUCCCUGUAAUCUUCUUCCUCGAUCAACAUGUCACGCUGGGGGCGAAAAAAUGUGAAGAAGACACCUGAGGUGAUCCGCACUGUGACAGAAGGGCUCAAAUCGUUGUAUCGUCAGAAGCUUCUGCCUCUGGAGCAGCACUACGGUUUCCACGACUUCCACUCCCAAAGUCUGGAGGAUGCAGACUUUGAUAACAAGCCGAUGGUGCUGGUGGUGGGACAAUACUCCACUGGGAAGACAACAUUCAUCAAGUAUCUACUCGAGCAGGAUAUUCCCGGAAGCAGGGUGGGACCCGAGCCCACCACAGACUGCUUCACUGCCAUCAUGCAUGGGGAGGUGGAGGGAGUCAUCCCUGGGAAUGCCCUUAUUGUGGACCCCAACAAACCUUUCCGCAAACUUAACCCCUUUGGAAACACUUUUCUCAACAGGUUUCAGUGUGCCCAGAUGCCCAACCAGGUCCUUGAGAGCAUCAGCAUAAUUGACACCCCGGGGAUCCUGUCAGGUGCCAAGCAGAGAGUGAGCCGAGGUGAGAAAGGUGGCAAAGGUGCCAAAGAUGGCAGAGGCUACGACUUCCCAGCUGUCCUGCGUUGGUUCGCGGAACGUGUCGACCUCAUCAUUCUUCUAUUUGACGCCCACAAACUGGAGAUAUCAGACGAGUUUUCCGAGGCCAUCGGAGCCCUGAAGGGCAACGAGGACAAGCUGCGCGUGGUGCUCAACAAGGCCGACAUGGUGGACACCCAGCAGCUUAUGAGGGUGUACGGAGCGCUCAUGUGGUCCCUGGGGAAGGUGUUUGGCACCCCGGAAGUUUUGCGCGUCUACAUCGGCUCCUUCUGGUCAGAGCCGCUGAUGGUUACAGACAACCGCAGGCUGUUUGAGCUGGAGGAGGAGGAUCUGUUUGCUGACAUCCAAAACCUUCCUCGAAAUGCAGCUUUACGCAAGCUCAAUGACCUGGUCAAGAGGGCGCGUCUGGUCAGGGUCCAUGCCCAUAUCAUCAGCCAUCUGAAGCAGGAGAUGCCAUCUGUCUUCAGGAAGAUCAAUAAAAAGAAGAAUUUGAUCUACCAGCUGCCUGUUAUCUUCUCCAAGAUCCAGCUGCAGCACAACAUUUCUGCUGGAGACUUCCCAGAUUGUGCUAAAAUGCAGGAGCAACUGAUGGUUCACGAUUUCACCAAGUUCAAAACCCUGAAGCCUAAUCUGAUGGCAGCCCUGGAUGAGUUACUGUCCGCUGACAUUGCCAAGCUGAUGCCCCUCCUGCGGCAGGAGGAGCUGGAGGCAGGGGAGCAGAGAGGUGUGCAGGGUGGAGCCUUCCUCGGGACCCAUUGCGGACCGUUCUCCGAGGGCGACCCCUUUGCGGAGGAGAACGGGGAGAGAGGGGAAGAGGAGGAGGAAGACUGGGUGGUGACCAAGGACAAGCCCAAAUAUGAUGAGAUCUUCUACAACCUCGCUCCCAAUGAGGGGAAACUGAGCGGCCCCAAGGCUAAGGACUGGAUGGUGAGCUCCCGCCUGCCAAACUCGGUGCUGGGUCGCAUCUGGAAGCUGUCAGAUGUAGACCAUGAUGGCAUGCUGGAUGAUGAAGAAUUUGCGCUGGCUAGCCACUUGAUUGAGGUCAAGCUGGAGGGCCAUGGUCUCCCCCCUGAGCUUCCAACACGCCUGAUCCCACCAUCCAAACGCAGGCAGAAGGGCUCUGAUGCAUAGACAUAUCACAGAGUCUCUUGAGCUGUGAGAGCUGAGAGAGACUCUUCUUUAUUUCGCUUUUGCUACUGUUUUUCUUUGCUUUUGUUUACGCCUCAACACUCAGUAAAACGUUGUAUGAGCAUUCAACAUUCAACUUUUUACUUGGACGCUGAUUUCGGUCUUGCACAAUGGAACAUAAUGUAUCAAAGCACAAGUCAGUCCUUGGAAAUUAUAUGACAAGGGCUCACUGUCAAACAUUGUCUAUUAACAAGUCACACUAGGUCAGGUUGCUUCUCCCCCCUUUGCUCCUCAAAGUUUGCCUUUCAUGAUGUGGAUUUAAACGCACAUCUACUCAUGUCUGCUGAGCACUAGUAAAUAAAGGCCGGCGCCCCUCUAAGCGAGCAGUAUUCAGCAUAAUAUAUCUGCUUAACUAUAAACUUUUCUAUAACAAAACCUUUUAAUCCAACAUUCCUUAGGAGUCGAGAUGUGAGUGGCACAGUAUUUACGAGGUGAUAUUUUGUGGGGCCUAUGUGAUUUUCCAGGAAAGAUAUCAUCUAUGAAUUUUAUCAACAAAGACUUAUUUUGUUGAACGAUUUGUUAAAAGCUUCUCAUUUUGUAACUCAAACUGGCAGCACACAUCUAAUAUUCUGCACUUCACUUUUAUGCUUUUCCAUGACACAAUUUGUACACACUUUAUAUAUUAUUUUUGUAAUUGUUGCCGUCAUUUUUUUUUUUUUUUUUUAUGUGUAGGAGCCAGACCUCAGUUGCAUUUUUUUUUCAACUAGACUGAAUGAUUGAUAUAUAACUGACUACUGUACACAGCUCCACCAACUGUUCUUAUGUCAACUAAUAUUGCAACCAAUAAAAUUCUUUGACUGUG